This is a messenger RNA of Cylicocyclus nassatus, 6440 nucleotides long. The record is from the annotation of a GenBank genome assembly. Lineage: Eukaryota; Metazoa; Nematoda; Chromadorea; Rhabditida; Strongylidae.
AGACUAAAUAGAGAACAAGUGCUCCAGGACUCUAAAGCUAGCCAUAUCACAUAUUCUCAUCAUUUGUAUCCUACGCGUCAUUUGAUGGGAAAUGGAUCGAACACCUUAUCAGCGCAGGUAUCCACCGAGAAGAAACUUUCACCCCGUUAGCGCUCAAGGGGCUCCGCGCUACUCGGGUGGAGCUGGCUCUUCGGGAGUCGCGAAGCCACGAAUAUUUGAAAAUGCGGUUGGUGAAGCACAAAAUCAAAAAGGCAGUUCGCCGUUACAGUCACGACCUCGAAUUAAUUCGGAGUCGGAAAAGGCUCAACACAAUCGCAAAUCUUACUCGUUUGAAAAUUUUCCUAUCGAAAUGGAUAACAGUGAGAUCAUAAUUUGCGAAAAAUAUGCGGUGUCGCUUCUCCAACAACCUCGUUUUAACGCGAUUUUCAUACGCGCAGGAUGGAGCGGUCGUCGAGAAAUUACAAUGUGCGGCAUGAUUGAUUUUGGCAGCUCAGAAAGCGUUCUCAGACAUGCUGUCAAAGAAUGUGUCAACAAGGUUGAACAAUGCGAUUAUCUUGUACGACAGGGAGAGCGCUAUCCUAUCAGCGAAUGUUCAGUUGAGUAUCUCAACAAACAUCAUAUUGCAGUCAUGGAUAAGGUCGAUGGAAACUUUCCCCAUGCUGUAUACUGGUGCACAUUAUGUGACUAUCAUAUGUCUAGCAUACAACAUGUGCGAAGUCACUUUGAACAGCACGAGCAUUUCGCAGACGAACAAAGGAUGAGGGAAAGAGUAGACCUUCUUGAGAAGUUACCGCAAAUGACUAGCGGCCAAAUGGAAGCCAUCAAUAUGGCGAUCAGUCAGCUUCUCGAAGAAAGUGAUGAGGUUUACAGACGAGGACCCAUUUGGCAGGACCGGAUGGAGUUGAUGGACAAAGUUGAGAAAUUGCUCAGUCGGUGUGUUUUCGAGAAGCUGCGAGUGAGAGGCCAUGUUCGACCGUACGGCUCUACAGUGACCAAAACUGCGAUCGCUAGUAGCGAUCUCAACGUUACUAUCGACAUUCCUGGUGUUGACUGUAGCGAUGCAGUAGAGACUAUGAAAGAAGUGGCCGAUCUGUUAAAUCAGGGAGCAGAUGGCUUUGAAGCCCGUUUCUUGGCGCAGACGCCCAUGUGCAUUCGUUUGAUUAUGUCGGAUGUAUGUGUUCGUAUUACCUGGAGACGCGAGAGCGGCCUCAAACUUGGAAGUUUACUUGCUACUUACGCAGAAGUUCGCCCUCAGUAUCCAGAACUUUGCAGAGUUGUCAGAAAAUGGGCUGAGAUUUCUGGCAUAUAUUCUGUUGAAAAGCGACAAGGUGGCUUGACUAGCUAUGGUUUCGAUUUGAUGGUACUCUACUUCUUACAACAAAGAGGUCUAAUGCCUUGCCUUCACGAAAUGAGACCAAUGAUGGUUCACGAGAAGAGAAAUCCACACGUCAUAGAUGAGUAUUUCGAUAGAAGAGAUCUUUACGAAAAUGAUAUCACAAAAAUCACUGAGAGUUUUGGAGCAUUGCAAGAACCUUGGAAUCUUGCUCUAUUGUUUGUGGAGUUUUUGCGCUUCUUUGCCUCUCGCGAUCAUCUGAACGAAGUUGUACAAGUGGUUACGAAAAAUGUCAUGACAAGGGACAAAACUCGUUGGAGCAGAAAAUUAUUGCAGAUUGCAGAUCCAUUCAGAACUGAAAAUGUGGUCACGUUUACUAGAGCCUAUCAAGCAUUCUUCUUCAACUGUUUCCUCAAGUCAUACCUGUACUUUGCUAUUCCACAAACAACAACUGGCCCAAUGGUGGAUAUCAAAUUGUAUCAAAAGAUGGCCGAAAGUCCACGAAAAAGGAGAGGUAAACGAAAGAGAGGAGGCCCUUCUACGCUCGGUAGUGAGGUUAGAGGCGAAAGAAGAUUUGGCGGUGGUGCAGAACGCACUCCUCUCACAGUAAUGGAAAAUGCUGCUUCUACUAGCAUUGACGAGGAUGAGUACACGACCGCAGCGGAUGCAUUAGUCAGCGAAGAGCAGAAAGAAGAAGUCAAUCGCAAAAUUAUGGAGAGCUUGAUGCCGGAUCCGGAUCUGUUGGACCUAUCGCAAGUGGUAAUGGACGCGAGAGUUCAAGCUACGGGGCGCAGACAAUCCAAGGACGAACAAGCACAUCUCAGCAUCUCGUGUGUCAAUGGCUUACUUCUGCGUGGAGCUAAACAGGAUGUGAUGAGUCAUCUUGUCGCGAUAGCGAAAGCAGUUACGAGCAACGAUGCAGUUGCUGGUUGCUCUAUUGUAGAUCUUCCCAACAGACUCUGUGGAUCAUAUAGGUUACCAAGAGGCGAGGCGUUUUUUGUUCCAGAACGUAGCGCUUGUGGUUUUCUUGUCAACAGUCAAUGGACAAAUAAGGUUCGGGAGGUUAAGAGAGUCAAGAAAGGUAUCUGUGAAAUUACCUUGCAUCUCGCAGCUGACCAUUUUCUGAAGAUCCUGUAUUGUAUACAAUUAUUUGAUACAUAUCCACUCAGAAGACUUCGAGAGCGCGUGGAAGAAUUGAAGAAUUGGGACAAUACGUCUCUUAUUGUCAUGUUUGGCAACGAGAGUGAACACUCCAAUGAGAGAAAACAGUUCAAAUUGGCAGAAGUUUGCGAAAGUAUAGGCCUCGAAGUGUGGACUGGAUAUUUCAAAGAAGAAUCUCGCACUUUCGUCGCCAUCAGGAGUGACAAAAAGUUAUUUGAAGUUGAUGACUUGGCAGUGGAGGAAAUUGAUACUCCAUUGCUGAAGGAAUGCUAUGUUGUUAGAGCGGUGGCAACGCUCAAUCCAGGAGAAGAACGACAAUCAACUGAAGAUGAAUCCAUGUCGAAAGAAGAACAAGUAGAUUGUGUGACUGAACAGAUGAAAGAUGACAAGCGCAAAAGUGAGAAGAAGGUUGAGAGAGCCGAACGACGACGUCAGGAAAAAGAAAGAGCAGCAAAACUUCUGGAAAAGCUCGUGGAAGAGGAAAAGGCAACAUUGAAGAAGAGUCUACCAGAAGAGAGUGACAACGAUCUGAAUGCACUUGUUGAUGACCUUAUAAGUAAAGUUGAACGUCUCUGCAAGGACCCAUGUAACGAUGGUGAAAAAAUUGACGUGCUAUUACAAAAUGCAACACCGAAAAGGAAAAGGACCCGUAACAAAGUACAAUUCGCGGAAGCUUCUACAAGCAAAGCAGAUGUUUCCCGUAUGGAUGAUAAAAAUGUGCCGUGCAACAGCCAUGGUAAACCUAUCGCGAGUAAUGGAUUGGAAGCUUCAAAACAGUCCGACGAUGAUGUUAAAAACUCUGAUCCUGAUAUCAAGCUUAGGAUGGAAACGUGCUUAUUCUACGGUAUCCCUCUGAAGGAUCUGAAUCCUGUCAAUGUGGAAAUUGAUGACGUAGGCGUGUACAGUCGUCGAACUAUGUACAAAAUUCGAGAUACCUAUCCUGUGUCUAUUAGAAGACCGUUGUUCGCCAUACUCGAGCGCCUUGAGCUGAAUUCUCGUGAAUUCAGUGAACGCGACAGAGAAUGUGAAGCUAUGAAGGAACGACGUCGGCAAGAGAUUCGUAGUGCACGUAUACGCAAGAAGUUGAGGAAGUACAUAGGGACAGAAGUCAAAAUUAAGAAGGUGCAAAUGCAAGGUCCGAAUCCAUUUGACUCACAAGGUGGAAUAACGGAAAAAGACUGGUUGCCUGUGGUUAAAGCACAAGACGAUGACGAUGAUGAUGACGAUGAGCUUGGUUUACCUUAUCGGGCGUAUGCGAACGACGAUUCAUCUAUUGAAGGAUCUUUCGAUGAGUUGGAUCUGUCUGAAACCGUUGAGAAAACUGAGGUUGAGAUCGAACGUAAAGUCGAGGUGGAAACUACGGUGCAAAAGCCUCAGUCACCGCAGUCACCACAACAAGACAAGGAAAAUAGACCGAAACCGCUCAUUUGCUACGAAGAUUUCUUCAUAACAAUGAAAAAGUUUGAUCCAACCAUCUUGAAAGUCAAGAUUGACGGCCUCGGCAAAGAGUCCUUUGCAUACUCGUUUGCAAACGCACAAAAUUUCAACAAUGGCUAUAAACCCUACAUGCUCUGUUCAACUUGCGAAAGCUCCGAGCAUUGGUCAGAUGCAUGUCCACUCAUGACGAUCCCUAAGGUUGAAACAAUAUUUUAUGAGAAGAAAGAACAUGAAUGGAUGGAACUGGACAAAGUCAUAAUUGGAACUUAUGAAAAGGACCAUGUGAAAGAACACAGAAUAGAAACGGUAGGCGCAAUGGUUGAACGGAUACGCGAAUUCUUGGAAAAUGACUUGAAGAAGAAAGUUCGGCUUGACAUUUUCGGUUCCUUAGUCAAUGGAUUAGGUAGUGGAAGUUCGGACGUCGAUAUCUGUUUUCGGUUCGAAGAAAACGAGCCGCCUUUGGAAGUGGACGGAGUAGAGAUUGUGCGGGAGAUCUGUCAGUCUCUACAAAAAAUGAAAGGAUUGGAUAAAGUCUAUGCAAUUACCACCGCGAAAGUGCCUAUAGUGAAAUUUGUCUGCCCAAAAUUUGCAUUUGAGGGAGACAUAAGUUACUACAACGUACUGGCUUUGUAUAAUACACAGUUGUUGCGAACGUAUUGUGCAUGGGAUAGGCGUGUCGCACCAGUAGGUAUAUGGGUGAAACGAUGGGCGAAGUCGUGCGAUUUCGGUGAUGCAUCACGUGGUUCGCUGUCAUCAUACGCCAUAAUUAUCCUUCUCAUUCACUACCUUCAGAAUUGCCAGCCACCUGUCCUGCCUCGCUUACAAGAAGAUUUCCGUAAUGGAGAAGUAAAAUCAGUAAUGGUCGAAAAUCACGAUGUAUACUAUCAUAAAACAAUCCCCGGCAAGACUGAAUGGUCAAAGAAUACUUCAUCGGUAGCACAAUUAUUUGUUGGAUUUCUGGAUUAUUUUGCCCGCUUUGACUUUGAAACGCAGGUGGUCCAAAUUCGGCGCAGGAAACCACUGCUCAAAAUGGAGAAAGAUUGGAGUCGCGCUAUGUGCAUAGAAGAUCCAUUCGAUCUCCAUCACAAUUUGGGUUCGGGUGUUACCAAGAAAAUGUUUGUAUUCAUCGCACGCAACAUCCACAACUCUCGCAGAAGGUUCAUGUUGCCCGAGAUGCGCCGUGAAUUCUUGUCUAAAAAAGGAUUGCCAGAUGAUAGGGAAAUGCCUCCUAGUUUGAGCGAUAUAUACGCGGCAACUCUACUGAAAGAGUGUGGUAUGGGUGCUGCUCCUUCCGAUCGUCAAUGUCGAAUAUGUCAUCGGAUUGGACACUUUGCGGAAGCCUGUCCAAAGCUUCACGAUGAUGAGACGACCGAAUCCCAAGUUGAGACAAAGGAUGAGUUAGUGGAAAGUGAUUUUAGGAGUCAACAUGGUAUAAGAACACCACGUAAAGAGCCUUGGCUCAAAAAGGCUCCAGUUGGAAACAAUGGCGAAACGCCCCCCAGAAGCGGCCAAACACAAGCAGGUCAAACAGAAGGGCGAGGCUAUCAAAUCAGGAGGUCCUAUUACCGCAAAGUAGAACGACACUCGAAGGAAAUUCAACCGCAAGCACAAGUACAGACGCAAGCACAAUCACCAGCAGUGUUACAAUGAGUGGAAUGUACAGUUUCCGGAAGUCAUGGCAAUAAUUCGGGUACAAGAAACGAGUCUAAAACCUACAGGCUCUGCAUUUACCGUGCCAAUACUUUCUCAGACAUUUUGGGUCUUCAAGGUUUUUUUACUUUACGUUUCCUUUCUUCAUCUAUUCUUUCUUGUUUAAGGUUAGAAUUCACUUUUUUGAUAGCAGUGAUUUCCUACUCGAGCUUUUUCUUCGGUUGAGUUUUAUUUUUGUGACCAGCUACACUUAGAUCUGUAGCGUAUGUAUGUUUCGCAGUAUCUUCUAUUUUAAUCGUUGCCUUAAACUGUCAUCAAAUACUCAGGGGUUUCUGUGAGGUAGAUUGGGUAGAAUUUGAAUGUUGACUUGCGGUUUUUAAUUCUUGUUCUUUGGAUUUAUAUAGCCAGUACUUUAGCACGCGUGCCACUUUCUUAAAAGCGUUGAAAAGCGUUUUUCUAUUCAUAAGCUUAGUCACUUGUAUGUAUAACCUUUAUUGCCUUGCCUAUCUACACAACUAUCCUAGCUUUAGGGACCCCUCACUUGUUGUAAAAGGUAAACUAUGACAUUACUCCACUGCCUCAAAGGAAUCUUGCAUUUCCUUUGCCCACAAGUUUUGUAAAUUCCUCCUCGUUCAAACCAAAAUUUGCAACUGCAUUUUCCUUUUUUCUAUUUAUUGUUUUUUUUCUGCAGUGUAAGGAACCUGCUUUAUGUAUAUUGAAUGCGUAGGAUCUCAUUGUAAUUGUUGCUGUGUUCACUGUGUCUGGACGGAGAGUUAUCAAAAUUUUACUUGGUCAUGAUGGUGUUCCAGUGAUGGCUACCUCAUGUCCCUGCUCCACAAUUAUGAAUAAAGAUCGGGAG